Molecule: messenger RNA, 3403 nt
Organism: Aphanomyces astaci
Lineage: Eukaryota; Oomycota; Saprolegniomycetes; Saprolegniales; Verrucalvaceae
Exons: 1
Coding region: 29-3403 (1124 amino acids)
Source: RefSeq, a predicted model, not a curated record
AUAAAAUCUUGCGAGGCUGUUUCGGAUAAUGAAGCGCUCGUUCGAAGAAGAUGUCGGAGAAGGUGCCGCCCAACCGGUCCGUGGAACUCGACAGCGCCGAAACGACCAAGGCGGAUGGGGAAUCCUUAGCUUCAUCAAGCAUGUGCCCAUCCUGAACAAAUUGGUGGCGGCCGCUGAAGACGACGACAUCGAGACGGAAGAUCUCUCCGUUGACCUCGCCGAGACCCCAUCUCCCAAACGCACCAUCCAACCCAAGUCGCCUCUACGACGGGCAAGUGCCGUCACCCCCAGCCAAGGUAGCGACAACAAGCGGUCAUUUACCUUUCCUCGGGCGACGGGUGACGAUGAAGAAAAGACAUCGGCGUCGCCUGCGAAACCACGCUUCGAAAGCAUCGAACAAACGUCGGCCAACGCAUUUGUAUUUACGCGAAAGAGCCACAACACGACUCCAAACAAGCAGCAAAAGGUCGUGCCCUCCAGCGUCCACGACCAAACCAUCGACGUGUCGGACUUUUACACACCAGGAAGCUUUGCCCCGCGCCACGUCCCAACCAAGGAACAAGUCCAACCGCCUGUCGCCGAGAGCACGGUGGUGCUUCCAAUUCAGCUCUUUGGCGAUUCAUCUUCGUCCAACCCGUCUCGACUGAGUCGUGGGGGACUGAUCAAGAAAUUCACGCUCUCCCGCGAAGAACGCCGCCAGAAACGCCCUGUCCCGUCGCGCCUGCUGGCCAACCACUCGGCAAACGCUCGUGAAAACUCCAAGCUGAUCACGGAACGCAUCUUGGCGACAUUGAACGCCAUGGACGCCGAUCCGCUGGCCCAAGAGACGCAGAAACCCGCCCCGAGCAUGUCGAUGUCGUGGGGAAAAUACCAUUUGGACCUCGUGGAACACGCCAAUGCAUCGACCACAGACCAGGUAGCACCCGAAGGCGUGUCUCGGCCGCCGGUCACCUCGUUGAGCUCCACGUUGUCCAAGCCCGCCGCCUCAUUGGUGACGCCUUCCGCUACGGCCGAACCCUCCAGACCCCCGCCGGUCAAACGCGCUGCUGGCGAAGUCUUCUUGUUCGGGUUCUCCACCCCGCCGCCCGCCUCUGGCAGCGUUGCGUCCGACGCGGAAACGCUGCUGAACAAGCCGGUCAAGUACUCGUUUUCCAAGCCAACCAAGGUCAUCCCGUCCAAGAACGCCACGUCCGCCAAGCCAUACCAGUUUGUCAGCGCGCCCGUGCACGCCCCCACGAUCAUCCGCAAUGCGUCUCCACCGAGCCAUGCCGCCGCCGCCGCGGCGCCUCUGCCGUCGCCUGCAUCCUCCUCCGUGAACCCAUUGGACAAAUUCAAAGCCCGCAAACCGGGCAGCUGGACGUGCAGUGCAUGCCUCGUCAACAACUUGGACGCCAAGCUGACCCAAUGCCCCAGCUGUGAAACGCCCAAGGAGGCGGCGACCUCGACGCCUCCUUCGUCGAGCAACCCGCUGGCCAAAUUCAUGCAGCACGCAGCCGGCAGCUGGGCCUGCCCGUCCUGCAAGGUGCGCAACGGCCCGUCGCAGUCCAAGUGUCCUUGCUGUGAAACUGCCAAGCCCACCGACGACCAACCAGCGCCAACUCCGUCGACCGCUUCGGUUGGGGGGUUUGCUUGUUUUGGCGCCAGCGACAAGCCAUCUACUUCUUCUUCGUCCAACGAUGCGGGACUUGACAGAUCCAAUGAAGGCAAACCCGCGCCCCCGUCGUCCGGGUUGUUCUCGUUUGGAGUCAAAGAGUCCGCCGCCCCUGCUGCCAACGUAUCGUUUGGCGUCCCAUCCGAGCCAAAGGCGUCUGUGACACCGGCGGCGACGACGACCCUGGGGGUCUUUUCCUUUGGAGCUCCUGCCGAGACUAACACCAAGCCAGCCACGGGAUUUGGCUUUACGUUGGAGUCGAAAGCGGAUAAGACUGGAGGUGAUGACAAGCAAAACAAGCCCGCGUUUACGUUUGGUGCCGCGACUUCUGCGUCGGAUAAAGCCACGAGCGACGACAAGACGGCCAAGACGGCGUCGUUUGGGUUUGGAAAACCCGUUGACACGUCAGAGGACAAACCCACCACUAGUGGUUUUGGUGCUACUAGUACUACUACUAGUACUACUGCUCCUACUACUGGGGGAGGCGGGUUUUCAUUUGGGACGCCCGCUUCUCCGUCAACUGGGACCAAAGAGCCCGUGUUUUCAUUUGGAGACGCGGCCAAGCCGGCAACGUCGUCGGCAUCGACUGAACCUGCGCCUUUAACGUCCUUUUCGUUUGCACCGCCAGUGUCCAAGAAACGAUCAGCCGACUCGGAACAAGACGGAGCAGGCCCGACCAAAGUGGGUGGAAGCGGUGCUGGUUUUGGCAGUUCAACCUCUUCCUUUGGCAGCUUAGCGUCGACGUUUGGGUCUGUUCCUGCUGAUAAACCGUCGACGUUUGGGUCUGUUCCUGCUACCUCUACCUUUGGCGCUGCCCCUGCUACCUCUACCACUGCUACCCCUACAUUUGGGGCUUCAAGUGGCACUUUGGCGUCGGGUGCGGCCCCCACGACGGCCGCUCCAGCUGCUUCGACCUUUGGGGCUUCAAGUGGCACUUUAGUGUCGGCUGCGGCCCCCACGACGGCCGCUCCAGCUGCUUCGACAUUUGGGGCUUCAAGUGGCACUUUGGCGUCGGGUGCGGCCCCCACGACGGCCGCUCCACCUGCUUCGUCCACGUUUGUCUUUGGCAGCACUGCUCCUCCCCCUUCGUCCACUCCGCCCAAGGCGACUCCGGCCUUUGGUGGGUCGUUCGGGGCUCCUGCUGCCGCGCCAUCGACUUCGUUUUCGUUUGGCAGCAACACCACUGCUGCACCCAGUGGGGGCGCGUUCGGGGCUCCUGCCGCCGCUGCUCCUGCUGCCCCCGCCGCGCCGACCUCGGCGUUUGGUGCGACGUCCUUUGGCGCCGCCGCCCCCUCUGCGUCGUUCGGCCAGUCCCCCCCCACAUCGUCGUCCGCCUUCGGUGGCGGGUCCACGUUCAACUUUGGGUCGGCACCGGCGACGACUGGGGCGUUUGGCGCCCCUGCUGCUGCUCCGGCCUUUGGAGGGUCUGCUCCGACCUCCUCCAGCUCGUUUGGAGGUUCCUUCGGGGCGCCCGCUGCCCCGACGUCAUCUGGCUUUGGCGCCCCACCAGCUGCCUCCGGUGGGUUUGGCGCCCCGACUCCUUCAUUUGGAGCCCCCCCGUCGUUUGGAGGUGCCCCACCAGCUCCAGCCUCAGCUGGAUUUGGCGGGUUUGGAGGCUUCGGCCAACCAGCCCCCAUCACGGCGGCUGCCGGCAGCUUCAGCAUGGGCGUGGCAGAACCCAAGAAAUCAGCCGCCGGCCGAAGAAUAGUCAAAGCCAAGACCGCCGGCCGUCGCCAAUCGCAAAAUUCAUAA